AUGACAGACACCUCAGUCUUGGAUCAAUGGAAAGCAAAUCUCUUUGUGGAGGAUUUCCUUGAGAAAAAAACAAUUACAGGAAUGGUGACCCAAAUUAAUGGUGAAUUUGAGGAAAUUGUUCCAAGUUCAAAUCCAAAUUCCCAAACUGAAGUAGAGGAAGCCAGUUUAUAUACCCACGAGGACUACAGUGAAGUCUGUACACCUGUCAGCUGUUCAGAAAAAUGUCCAGCACUUCAAGAACAAAACCAAGAUUUAUCUAUUGAUGAUGAAGAAAUAAUUUUCAUAAAUAGUUUGAUGACUUAUAAAAAUCAGCUGCCAACUUCGCAUACUCUCCUGAGUAGACUAAAAUUAUUUUUGGUAAAGGAUCCCCUUUUAGAUUUCAAAGGACAAAUCUUCAAAGAAGCUAAUUUUUCCAGGGAAUGUUUCUCUUUCCAAGAAGAUUUGGAAGUUUUUGUGAAAGAAGACUUUUGUAUGGAUAAAGAGAACUUUUGUCAGGAGAAACUAGAAGAUACAGUAAGUUUAAAUCAGCCAUCAAGUUUUCCUCUUAAAUCUGAAUGCUUAAUAUCUACAAGCCUCAAACAAGAAAUUGAUAUUCCAUCAUCCUCGGAACUGAAGGAGUCAUUAAACUUAAUGCCAGAAAUAAUAAAUUAUGUAGAUGAAAAUGAACAGCGUUUCAAAAGAGAUCUUACUACCAAACAUUCAGUUGACAUUGAGGAUAUGAAAUGCAGCUCCACAGAGAUUUUGACCAUCCAAAGCCAGAGUGAACCAGAGUACAGUGAACCAGGAGAGUUAGAAAUGCCACUAACUCAUCUACCCCUAACAAGCCAACAUUCUUCAGUGAAUUCGUUAUGUAUAGGACUUCAGACAUUUCCAUCUUCUCCUGUUGGUGAAAUUAGUUUGCUUACUGCUAAAAAAUCAGCAAAGAAAUAUUGUAUGGUGUGGCACUUAGGAAGCUGCAGAAGCUCUUUGAACUCAUUUUUGCUUACAGUGCCAAGAAUUCGAGAGCCCAACAGUCAAUAUUCAGUUACAGAUUUGAAAAAGUUUUUGUCUGUUGAAGAAGAAAGCGUUGGGAUUAAUUCCAUAAAGGCAGGCUGGUGGAAACAGGCAGGACUAAAUCUAAUGAUGACAGAAACUUUGAAACAUCUGAAUACAUAUUUGCAUCAUGAGCAUCUGUCUUCUAAUGACACUGAAAUGGAGAUAUUUUUGCCUACAAAAAUGCUUCCAUUAGAAUAUAAAGAAGAAUGUUCUUUGACUCUUCAAGAAGAAAGUCCUAUUGUUUGUACUAAUAAAACCCUGAAGAAAAUAAACCAGGAAAGGGGAACAAAUAAUGUCCUUGAAAUUCAAGCAUCAGAUAGCCAGUGCCAAGCGUACUCUCUCCUAGAAGCAGCAGCUACUCCUAUCUUAAAAAAACUUAUGUGCCUCUGUACUCUCCCUGCUGCUAAUUGGAAAUUUGCCACUGUUAUUUUUGACCAAACAAGGUUUCUCUUAAAAGAACAAGAAAAAGCAGUAAGUGAUGCUAUUCACCAAGGUACAAAUAAUGAAAGAGAAAUGAUAUUCAAGCAUGCUGCCCUCCUACACCUUCUGGUAACAAUUAGAGAUGUCCUUUUAACAUGCAGCUUGGACACAGCAUUGGGAUAUUUGUCAAAUGCAAAAGAUAUCUACAGAAGCAUUUUAGGCUCCUGUUUGGAUGAUAUUUGGAGGCAGUUGGAGAUUAUUCGGUUUAUUAGGGAAAAAAAGCCUGAAACCAACUACAAGACACAGGAAUUGCAAUGUCAGAUACUAAGUUGGAUGCAAAGUCAACAGCAAAUUAAGGUGCUGGUUAUAAUAAGAAUGGACUCAGACGGUGAAAAACAUUUACUCAUUAAGAUUCUUAAUAAAAUGGAAGUGCUCAGUACAAGUUCCUGUAUAGUUGUACAUAAUCAAUAUAUUGGAGCAGAUUUCCCCUGGAGUAACUUCUCAUUUGUGGUGGAAUACAAUUAUGUGGAAAAUUCUUGUUGGACUGAACAUUGUGAGAAGUUGAAUAUUCCAUACAUAGCCUUUAAAGUGGUUCUUCCAGACACAGUUUUAAAAAGUAAGGAUAUAAACCAAAAUCUUUUUCAUUUUUAUAGCAUCACUUCCUUAUUCAAGAUUAAUUCUUCUUCCACAACAAAAUCACCUGAAAUUUCAUCACCUCGGGAAAAUGGGAAUCAGACUGAUACCUUCACUUCUCAGAGUUCAGCUUCUGGCUCUUCCGACUCUAUCAUUCAAGAACAUAAUGAAUUUUACCAAUAUUCAGAAUUAGGAGAGACAGUACAGGAAGACAUAAACAACACUUCAAAUUAUAACUCUGCCCUUAUGGAACUAAAAAAAGUGCCACGCACUUUACCAUCUGUAACUUCAUACAAUCAGCCUAGCUACUGGAAAGACUCCAGUUGUAACCCUAAUAUAGUGGAGAAUAAUAAUCCUUUUCUAGUUAAUAUAGAAUCAAGGAAAGCAGCUUGUAACUCCUUUGUAAACCAGAAUGAUUCAGAGUCAGAUGUCUUUUCUUUGGGCCUAAGACAAAUGAACUGUGAAACUAUAUCACCAACUGACACUCUGAAGACAGUUGUCCCUAAUUUUAUAAAUUAUCGGAGAAAAGGAACACAUGAAGCAAAAGGAUUCAUAAAUAAAGAAGUAUCUGCCCCUAUCUUUUCACUAGAAGGCUCUCAAUCUCCUCUUCAUUGGAACUUUAAAAAAAAUGUAUGGGAACAAGAGGAUCACUCAUCCAACUUACAAUAUGUUACAGAGCAGACUACAUGUGACAAGUGGUACUCUCAGGAAGAUAAUUUAUUCACUAAUCAGCAACAAUGUCUGUUGGAUGAGUUAGCAGACGUCACACGUGAAAGUUCAAAUGUUGAAACUAAAAAGACUUUUUGGAGAGGAUUACCAUCUGUCCCCAGUUUGGAUUUAUUUUGUCCUUCUGAGUCUAAUGUAAAUCAAAGAGAAUUCAACAGACUUUAUCACCACCAAGGAACUGGAAAGUGGUUAGAACGGAAAAGGCACCCUGAAUCUUCAUCUAACCCAAGAGACAAGGAAUCAUUAACAGGUUUCAUGUACUCACCACUACCACAAUUCAAAAAACGACGUCUAGUGUAUGAAAAAGUCCCUGGUAGAGUUGAUGGACAGACUCGGCUGAAGUUUUUUUGA
Propithecus coquereli (Coquerel's sifaka) is the source of this 3165-nucleotide messenger RNA. RefSeq names its product chromosome unknown open reading frame, human C9orf84 (gene SHOC1). The transcript has 18 exons. Gene Ontology annotation, cellular component: condensed nuclear chromosome. Lineage: Eukaryota; Metazoa; Chordata; Mammalia; Primates; Indriidae. Gene Ontology annotation, molecular function: ATP hydrolysis activity; single-stranded DNA binding. The record is from RefSeq and is a predicted model, not a curated record. Gene Ontology annotation, biological process: resolution of meiotic recombination intermediates. Bases 1 to 3165 code for a protein of 1054 amino acids.